GAGCUCCACGGGGCACCUGUAAGAAGGAAGGUGACGAUCAACCACUGCCACACACCAUGUACUAAGUCUUGAAGCCUGGGAGCAAAACAAGAGCUUUGCUAAAGCACACUGUAAUCACCCAGCAUGCCAAAAAUCAGUGCAGGUGAGAAGGUGCUCAAUGAGCUGGGGUACAAGCUGGGUCAGACCUUAGGGGAGGGCAGUUUCUCAAAGGUGAAAGCAGCCACCUCUACCAAACACAAAGACACCCUGGCCAUCAAGGUGGUGGAUCGACGACGAGCCCCCCCAGCCUUCGUGUACAAAUUCCUGCCCCGGGAGCUUUCCAUCCUACGCAGAAUUCGUCACCCCAACAUUGUGCACAUCUUUGAGCUCAUUGAGGUGUGCGAUGGGAAGCUCUACAUCGUGAUGGAGGCGGCAGCCACCGACCUUCUGCAGCUGGUGCAGAAGAUGGGCAAGAUGCCCUGCGUCCCUGAAGCCCGGGACAUCUUUGCACAGAUUGUGGGGGCUGUGCGCUACCUGCAUGAUCGCAAUCUGGUGCACAGGGACCUGAAGUGUGAGAAUGUGCUGCUGACUGCCGACGGCCGCCGGGCCAAGCUCACCGACUUUGGUUUCAGCAAGGAGGUUAACGUCUACCCAGACCUGUGCACCACGUUCUGCGGCUCAGCAGCCUAUGCUUCCCCAGAGGUGCUGAUGGGCAUCCCCUACGACGGCAAGAAAUCUGACAUGUGGAGCCUGGGGGUGAUGUUUUUUGUCAUGGUGACCGGCUGCAUGCCCUUCAAUGACACCCAUGUCCGCAGCCUACCCCAGCAGCAGAAGAAGGGGGUCCUGUACCCAGAGGGAGUGCUCCCAUUGCCAGAGCACUGCCAGGCCCUCAUCGCCCAGCUGCUAAACUACAGUGCAGAGCGCCGUCCUGGCGCGGGGCAGGUGGCCAAGAACUGCUGGCUGAAAGGAGACAUCUGAGGGAAAAUCCUUGCCAGAGACCCCAGUGUGGCAGUCACAUUUUAGUACAAUAAAUGCUGUAGCAGAAAAGAA
Gallus gallus (chicken) is the source of this 1029-nucleotide messenger RNA. It is a transcript of the gene TSSK6, whose product is annotated as testis specific serine kinase 6. The coding region runs from base 124 to 957 and encodes 277 amino acids. Gene Ontology annotation, cellular component: cytoplasm. Gene Ontology annotation, molecular function: tau-protein kinase activity; protein serine/threonine kinase activity; ATP binding. Gene Ontology annotation, biological process: intracellular signal transduction; microtubule cytoskeleton organization; protein phosphorylation. The transcript has a single exon. The record is from RefSeq and is a predicted model, not a curated record. Lineage: Eukaryota; Metazoa; Chordata; Aves; Galliformes; Phasianidae.